This is a messenger RNA of Anarrhichthys ocellatus (wolf-eel), 3960 nucleotides long. It is a transcript of the gene fbh1, whose product is annotated as F-box DNA helicase 1. Gene Ontology annotation, molecular function: ATP binding; DNA binding; 3'-5' DNA helicase activity. Gene Ontology annotation, biological process: double-strand break repair via homologous recombination; replication fork processing. Lineage: Eukaryota; Metazoa; Chordata; Actinopteri; Perciformes; Anarhichadidae. The transcript is spliced from 21 exons. The coding region runs from base 409 to 3561 and encodes 1050 amino acids. The record is from RefSeq and is a predicted model, not a curated record. Gene Ontology annotation, cellular component: nucleus.
GCUUCGUGACCAAAUUAAAGAGUUGAAAACCUCUGCCGAAAUUGUUGCUGGCUGAUGACUUGGAAGCGUUUUCUAAAGCGACAAAUACUACAUAAAUGCAUGUCAACGUUAGUGAGUCAAUUGACUACUUCCAGGGCGGUACGUUUAAGUUUCUGAACAAGUUGGUGUUUAGAAACACAAGUGAGAAGUAGUGUUAGCUUAGUAUGCUAGCACAACAGUCGUUGUUUACUACGGCUUAAUAAACGUUAGACCUAGCGCCGACACUUCGAGUCUGCAUCUUUUCUGCAAGCUACGACGACGGCAUUUCUGCGCGAAUGAGUUUGUUUUAGGCCCCAGCAAACCAAACCUGAAUCUUUGACGCUAGCCACGUAGUUCUGUGACUAAAAGACGGAUGCGCUGGACACGAAGAUGGAGAUGGCUGUUAAGGGAAAGGCCAAAAGGAGGCACCUGAAUGCGGGGCAGUGUGAUGACCUGGGACAAAGUGCAGAGGGCACUAACGCCCUCACCCAGCCCCAAACCGUCAACCACGCGCAGGGCACCCGCAACCCCACUCGGGUUUACCCCAGGACCCCCACCAAGAGACGGAAGUGUGCAUCGGCAUCAGGAAGUCCCUCCGGGCAACAGAAGGUCAUCGGCAACUUCUUCUCUGUGACAGGAGUCCUCAGUUCCAGUCCGCACAAAUCCUCCCAGCCCUGCACAUCCACACGCACAAAUGGACUCAAUGGAAAGCUUUUUCCCGAAGAUGAGCCGGGGGUUAUGAAAGAAGAGGAGGAGGAUGACGACGAUGUCCGCCUGUUAGCUGUCCCGUUGGCGGCAGACCCUGAAGAAGAAGAGGAGGAGGUCGACGAUGUUAGCCUUUUAGCUGCAGAGUUAGUGCCAAAGGAGGAGGACGCUGUCGAUCAUCUGGAGGGAAUCACAGCAGAGAUGUUUGGAGAUGAUGAUGAAUUUGACAGUGACAUUCACGACGUGGAGGAGGAGGUGGAGGCCCUGCCUGAUGCCCACUUUGGGCUCCUGGGUAGCAGGAAGAUCUUGCUUGAUCCCCAGGGCUGCAUGGAUGAUCUUCCGGAGGAGGUGCUGAGGCAAAUACUGUGCCUCGUCCCUGCCCGGGACCUCUACUGCUGUGUCAGCCGCGUCUGCCAUCACUGGAGGAACAUCGUCCAGGACACCAAGUUCGUCCCCUUCAAGAAAAAAUACUUCCGCUACAUGACGAGGGAGAAGGAAACGGUGCGGGAGAUCUCUUCCAUCCUGAGGAACAGCGGCAUUACAGAUCCAGCAUCAUCACAGUACAGCAUGCGACACCUUGUUGUUUUAAUGGCUCAGCAUACGGUCGGAGAGCGGGUGAGGCCGGAGGACGUUCUGGAGUGUGUCAAGAAACAUCGACUUUUUCCUCACGCCGAAGCCUCCAUCAGAUUACGUAUUCCUGAUAUUCAGAAGUUCUUCAACCUCUGCAAUAAGGGUCCCGACCCGUAUGCGGCCAUGGCGGUCAUAUUGCUCCUGAGUGAGAGCGUCGGGGACGUGCAGGCCUUGGUGUCUCUGCUCACCGGCUGCAUGUCGGACACCGCCAUCAUAGAGUACCUCAGCCACAUGGCCAUGAUGUUGCUUGCCAUGAAGAGGAGCUGGGUCAAGAUUAGCAGCCGGUUGCAUUACAACAUCUACUACAUACUUCACUUGAUGGAGAACGGCCCCUUUUCUGUCUGCUCCGGGCAGAGCCGGCGGUCUCAGAUUCAGCUCACAGGUGAACAGCAGCAGAUCCUCAGCCAUGACGUCCAGGGGGACCAUGUGGUCAAGAUCGUGGCUUUUGCAGGUACGGGGAAGACGACCACGUUGGUGAAGUACGCCGAGCAGCGGCCGCACCUCCGCUUCCUGUACGUGGCCUUCAACAAGUCGGUGGCCAGUGAGGCGCAGCGCCGUUUCCCUAGCAACGUGGCCUGCAAGACCGUCCACUCAUUGGCCUAUGCCAACGUCGGGAGGAAGUACCAGUUUCGCCAGAAGCUGACCUUUAACCUGAACCCGUUCGCCAUCAACUCUGUUCUGCCCCAGGGCCGCGGCGGCUUCGUCAGGGCCAAAGUUGUCACCACGACUCUCAACGCCUUCAUGGCUUCGCCGGACGAGGCCAUCACCGUCGAACACGUCCCCAGCUUCCGCAAGGUCAAGGACCGGAAGGAGAUUAUAUUGGAGGAUGAAAAAGUGUUGUUUGCGCGUGAAGCGCAGAGGAUCUGGAACAAAAUGAAGGAUCUCAAUGAAACCAAAGUAGACGCCUACUACAUGACCCACGAUGGUUACCUGAAGUUAUGGCAGCUGCAGGUCCCCAAGCCCUGCUUGUCUUACCAAUACGACGUCCUUUUCAUUGACGAGGCCCAGGACUGCACUCCAGUCAUCAUGGAUGUGCUUCUGUCGCAGAGCUGUGGGAAAGUCCUAGUGGGAGAUCCUCAUCAGCAGAUCUACACCUUCAAAGGAGCCGUCAAUGCGCUCAACCUCGUUGAGCACACGCACAUCUUCUACCUGACACAGAGCUUCCGGUUCGGUGCCGAGAUCGCCUACGUGGGUGCCACCAUCCUUAAAGUGUGCAAGGGAGUGGAGAAGAUUCUCGUGGGAGGAAAGCAAAAAGGUGGCGUGUGUGAUGAGACGGCAGACAGCGUCGGAGAGGCUUUGAGGUCGGGUGUCAGUCUUUGCCCGGGGAAGACGGCCAUCUUGUCGAGAUGCAAUGUCAGUGUUUUCAGCGAAGCCGUCCGGCUCACCGAUUCCAACCCGCUGUGCCGCAUCCACUUCAUAGGAGGUGUCGAUGGUAUCGGCCUGAAUCGGAUCCUGGACAUCUAUCAGUUGAUGGAAGGGACAAAAUUCAUCCGGGAUCCUUUGAUUCGCUGCUUCGCCAACAACAAUCCGAAUGCCUUCUGGGCCUUGAAGAAGUACGUCAAACAGACCGACGACCUGGAGCUCGACGCCAAACUCAACAUCGUUGAAAAGUACGGAAAGCGCAUCCCCGAGCUGGCGAAGCGCCUGGAAAUGUGCUUUGAAGGUGACUUCCACAAAGCAGACUUCAUUGUGGGAACCGUCCACAAGGCCAAAGGUCUGGAGUUCGACACCGUGAUGGUGACCGAUGACUUUGCAAAGGUUCCCUCUUCAAAGCACAACCUGCACUUCAAUCCCGACUUCUCCUUCUCUGAUAUUGCGGACGAUGAGUGGAACCUGCUGUAUGUGGCGGUGACUCGUGCCAAGACCUCUCUGAUCAUCACCAAGUCCAUCCGCCGCAUCCUCACAGUGGCUGGGGAAUACUUCCUGAAGUCGGAGAUGCCCGGCACCUUGAUGAAGGUGGGCGACCCGCUCCCGUGCUGUGUCUCCGACUGCCCCAACUGCACCACGCCCGGCUCAGCGUUCAUCAUGUGCAAACAGCAGAUGAAAUGUUCCGACGGCGUGUCUGCCGGCGGCCCGUUGUGCGAGAGGUGUGUGUGGACGCGCAUCGGGUCGACUGCCUUCCUCAUGACCGACGACGUGCUCUCGAUGGCUGAAAUACCGCGAGGACUCGGCCACCAUGACCACCACAUGCUCGGGGGGCUUUUCUAGCGACGCUCGUCUUCAAGGACUUCGAAACAAGAAAUCCGCCAUCUUUUGUGCGUUGAUGAAAAAGAGACUUUCAAGUCAACAGCCGGCAAGCAACGCUCGGUGUUCGCAGACAACAAUGAGACAGACUGACACUGGUUUUAGUUUUCUGAAAACGUGACUGGUUUUAUGUGUGCGUGUGUGUGUGUUUUUAUCCGUGAGCCGAAGGGAAUCGGAUGUUGUAAUAUCCAGUUGAGAUGCCUUUUUAUAACGCUUCCAGCUCCCAGUGGCCAUCAGUAGGGCUGAGGUUUCAUUGGAGAGCACUCUGUGAUUGUGUGUUGAAUGUUUCAUUAUUUAAAAAAACAGAAAGAAAACUGCCGGUUCUUGACUUUUUCGCUGUUAAUCAUAAAAAAAAAAAAAGUG